AACGGGAAAAUUUCUCUCAGAUCUCCAUCCCCGAAACCGCUCUGUCUCACCAUGAAGCCAGAAUGAAGGCUGGGUGCCAAUCCCCCCACCUCGCUCGCCGUGCGCCCUCCCCCUCCUGCCCUCACCGUGUAAUACAAACCUCGUGAUCACCCAUUCGUCGGUGGCUGCGUCUGCUCCUUUUGGGGGAGAAAUAAUAGGCCGACUACCCGAGGGGAAGGAACACCAAAGUAUCCGGGAAACAGAGUGGUGUCGCGGAAGUUUACACUUGCAGAAGCGCAUCCCUCCGCAUCCUUUUGUAGCUUAUUAUUUGGGAUAGCGUGGAAGAGACUUCAGCUGGCAGUCAUCCGGGACCUACUGAUUCUGUGGUUUUCCUGGCCUCGGCUCCCAGAGCAGCAGUGACUGUGCCUCUUAUUCUCAUCCCCUUUUGGACCAGCAGCAGCUCAGUGUGGCAAGGCCAAGAGCAAUGGGCCGUAAGCUGGACCUGUCAGGCCUGACGUACGACGAGGCACAGCAUGUCUUGAAAGUGGUCCAGCGGGAUAUGAAGCUGCGAAAGAAGGAAGAAGAAAGACUGAGUGAGAUGAAGCAGGAGCUGGCAGAGGAAGGCAGCAGAUGCUCCAUCCUCUCGAAGCAGCAUCGUUUCAAUGAGCACUGCUGCAUCCGCUGCUGCGCGCCCUUUACCUUCCUGCUCAACCCCAAGCGCCAGUGCCUGGACUGCCAGUACAACGUCUGCAAGACCUGCUGCACCUACAGCGAGAGGGACAAAGCCUGGCUCUGCUCUGCUUGCCAAAAGGGAAGUGGUAAAGCCAAGAAGGGAGAAGAUACGGGGCCAUUAAAGGAGACCGUAAUGACAAAGAGGGGCAGAGAAGGAGAGAAAAUUGAGGGGAAAUGUGGAGAAUUGGUAAUAUCUACAGUGCUGGAAAGAGACAAGAGACAGCAGAGCCGGGAAGAUGAAUAAUCAAGCAUCACUUGGAUUUUUUUCAAGCAUUUCGAUUUUUGAUGUACACUUCCAGUUUCUUGUGGGAAAUAUUUUCCAUAUUUUAAAAUUUUUUUUUACUUCCUUUUGUUUGUUCUGAGUCCCCGACCACAUGCCUGUUCACAAACUAGAUAUCAUGGCUUUAGAGAAAAAAAACAAUGACAACAUGCACUGAUGAUGUAUAGAUCAAGAGAAACCAGUCUUGUAAGAGGCAAGGGAAUUCCCCUACAGCUGGCUGUAUUUGCAAAUAAGGUGUGUAUGUGCAUGUCUGUUAAGGCUGUUUAUGCGUAUAGGGAGUUGUCCUGGUGCCCCGACUCACCAUUGGAUGAAUAUUAAGCGCUCCCUGUCUGGACAGCAAGGGUGGGGUGUUGAUACUGAUGUGUGUAAGUCAGUCACAGUGGUUGGAUUCAUCUCAUAAUCAAUUGGGAUUUUAGGAUAUUAGAUAUGUGAAUAUGCGUUAUGUGUAUUGUUAAGGGGCUACAUGUGGCAUUGUCACUGAUUACAGCGAUCAUUUUUUUCCCCUCACUGGAGCUUCUACUUUUAAUUGCUAAUGUCUCCAAUAUCACAAGAAAGACAGCUAAAAUGCAGGUGUAAUGUGGCACAUUGUGGAUUUUCUGUCUUGGGGGUGGAAGUGGAGGUUGACAGGAUGGCGGAGCACACACCAGAGCUGUCCAAAAAAAUGUGUCGCUCCUUUACUUAGCAUUAUUUCUUCCCUCCAAUGCCCCUGCUUCAUCUUAGUCUGUCUUUCACUGAUUUUUGCUGCACAGUGUACUGAGUUAGACCUGCUGCCUAGUCCUCAAUCCUGGUGUAAGAGAAGGGAGGGAGCAGGAGAGACCGUAGAGAAGAGAUGAAGGAGGAGGAAAAGGAAUGAUGGCAUUCACAGGAGGUGACCAGCUUUCCAUCGGUCAUCUCUCCCCUUACGCUCUUUGUCUAUCUUUCUCUCUGUUUCUGCCUGGGGCUCGGUAAUGUUCUCAAUAGAGGUUCAGACUGAGUCGCAGAUGGGCCUGAUGUCACAACAUUGCCAUCUACCAGCUACAUAUAAAUACAGCACUUUUCAUUAGCGCAUUAAACAUGCUUAAAUCUGGUUUUAACAUGAAUUGCUGUCUCUCUGGGUGGAGUCGUAUCCUUUGGAGCACUGAUUUACAGCUUGCAUAAGUGUUGAACUUGAGGCUAGAUAUUAUUUUGCAAAACGGCUAUAUGUCUAGUAUUGGAGUGAAUGAUUGUAAAGCAAAGGCACUGAUUUGGUGCUGAAGAAACUGAUGCAAAAAAGACCACACCGAGGAAGGAUGCUCUCUUUAAGAAGAGGAUCUGUCUGAACACAAUGCCAGUUAAGUAAUUUGUAUUUUUUUUCUUGUCAUUGUUUUUUUUUGUUGUUGUUUAUCAUGUUUUUAAGUCCAGAGAUAAUUCUGCUCAGUCUAAUUGUAGAAUCAGUUUAUCAGUGAACAGGCCACCAAAUGGUCUCACUCACAUGCACCGGCUGUCCAUCAACAUUCAUAAAGGCAUGGCCACUCUGCUCAGAAGUGUGAUCCAUCGAGGGAAAGCAGAUUUGUAAUCAUCGCGCACAUGGGCAUGCUCAGAGUCUAAAGCCACCCACACACACAUGGUUGCACAUAAUAAUGCACACGUGUGUACAUCCAGGCAGAUACAUGCCUGCAGGCAAACAGACGUGAGCACAGCUGAGAGCAGAGUGCAAAUGGCAUGAUCCCUCUUAACUGCAGCUGCAGUUAAAAAGGAUCGUGGCAUUGGCUGAAUUAUUUGUUAAUGAACAUGACCGCUGCUUGUUGAUAACAGAUGGUUUAAGAGGAGAAAAGACUCUGAUUCAGCUGAUUUGUUAUAACACCUUUCUGGUGCUGUAACACACGAUCAUACACGUUCAUCUAACACGGCUUCACCUCCUAAGCAUAACCAUUAGCAGUCUGGUGGGAUUAACAGCACACACACUCACUCUACACAUAACCACACAUAUUGUGUCUCUCUCACACACACACACAC
Messenger RNA from Monopterus albus (swamp eel), 2965 nucleotides. RefSeq names its product myelin associated oligodendrocyte basic protein. The transcript is spliced from 4 exons. Gene Ontology annotation, biological process: intracellular protein transport. NCBI's taxonomy places the organism in Eukaryota, Metazoa, Chordata, Actinopteri, Synbranchiformes, Synbranchidae. Gene Ontology annotation, cellular component: cortical actin cytoskeleton. The record is from RefSeq and is a predicted model, not a curated record. Gene Ontology annotation, molecular function: small GTPase binding; actin binding; myosin binding. The coding region runs from base 464 to 955 and encodes 163 amino acids.